AUUUCAAAACAAAACCAAAGCAAAGCAGAUAAAUAUCGCAGCCUUUCUUUCUUCUUCUUUGUUUCAGUGUUUCACUUUUCUACUUUCAGCGCCCCCUCUCUUCCUUGCUUUUUUUGCCCUCAUACUCCAUAUCUCUCUCAUCCUCUUCGUCUUUCCCGUUUUCUCUGCUCACAAGAUCCCUUCUUUAACCAAAAAGUCCAUCUCUUUGUAUAACUUUCAAGUUCCACUUUUUCCCUGGAACGCUCUUCUAUUUUCUUUUUUCUCCUUCCCUUGUCAACUUAUUAUCUUGGGCUUUGCUUCUUCUUCAAGAUCUUAUCCCACUCUGCUUACAAAUCAAGCUCAAAUUUUGCUUCCUGCAAUUUUUAUGCUUAAAUUCCCCCUUCCACACUGACUUCUGCUACGUACAAUGCCUCUCUAGCUUAAAACUUCUCACAAGUAAAACAGGGGCAAAACUAGAGGAAGUUGGCGAUGGAUUCAAGUACCCCUCCAAGUUGUCAAAACCAAAACAGCCAACCCAAUUCGGAGUUGUUGCGUUUCCUUUCUGCUCCCAGUUCUCUUCUCGCUCCUUUCAGCGAAAGCCUUGAUACCGGCCUUAGCAAAGGCGGUCCCCACUCCGACAGAUUGAUAUACAGAUUCAUGAAUCCAAGCCAGGAUAAAUCUGGGACAGAGGCGACUGUUGACCACGCGAAUUCCCGGCAGACGUUUCCCGGAUUACCCCCUCAUUAUCCCAGACAAACCUCCUCUGCUAUGGACACCUCAUAUUUCUUAUUGGGAAUGGAUCCACGUUGUGGGAAACCGGGUACGUCCAGCCUAUUGAGGCAAAGCAGCUCGCCCCCAGGGCUAUUUACCAACUUAUCUGUCCAAACCGGCUUGGGAAGCUAUACAAAUGGAGAGCUAAGUCCAUCAAGUUCAAACAGAUUGAAGAAUCAGAUUAGCUUCUCAUCAAGACUACCUUCAUCCUUGGGCAUCUUGUCACAGAUUUCCGAAAUUGGCGAUGAUGCUAAACUCGGAACUGGAUACCAAUACGGUUCUUGGAACGAUUCUGCAAACUUCCCAGAGAACUUUUCUGGCUCGAAAACGACACAAGAUAACGACCCCAACUUCUUUUCCGCCAACCAGAACAGUGAUAGUGGAAGUCGUCUUCAUGUAUUGUCUCACCAUUUGAGUCUGCCGAAGACGUCGAAUGAAACGCCUGCCAUGGAGAAGUUUCUAAGCUUUCAAGAUUCAGUCCCUUGUAAGAUUAGAGCUAAGCGUGGGUGCGCUACACAUCCUCGAAGCAUUGCCGAAAGGGUGAGAAGAACCCGAAUUAGUGAACGAAUGCGAAAGCUACAAGAGCUUGUCCCAAACAUGGACAAGCAAACAAACACAGCAGACAUGUUAGAUUUGGCUGUGGACUACAUCAACGAUCUUCAAAAACAGUUCAAGACGCUAAGCGACCGUCGUGCAAACUGCAAGUGCUUAAAUAUCUGAAGCCGAUCCCUAAUCAAGUUUUAUGAUUUUACUUUGUUUUUCAGAUUUCUCUCUUUUGUUUAAAAUUUUCCCUUUUUGUGAUGUAAAAAGUUGGUUGCGUUUUCAUCACAGAAUUCUUAAUCGUGUAAGCUAAGAAAGCUUCCCACUUCAUAGCAAUAUUGGAAUAAAGCGAAAAUUGUAUA
Molecule: messenger RNA, 1652 nt
Organism: Gossypium raimondii (Peruvian cotton)
Lineage: Eukaryota; Viridiplantae; Streptophyta; Magnoliopsida; Malvales; Malvaceae
Product: transcription factor bHLH130
Exons: 6
Coding region: 469-1470 (333 amino acids)
Biological process (GO): regulation of transcription by RNA polymerase II
Cellular component (GO): nucleus
Molecular function (GO): RNA polymerase II cis-regulatory region sequence-specific DNA binding; DNA-binding transcription factor activity, RNA polymerase II-specific; protein dimerization activity
Source: RefSeq, a predicted model, not a curated record